GAUUUCAAUCUUCAUUACUGAGAGAUACCGGCGAGAAUGAGCAACACGACGGCGAACGGCGGAAGGCGAUUGAGCCAUGUGGUGCUGUUCGCUUAUCCGAAGCAAGGCCACCUGAGUCCAAUGCUUCAGUUCGCAAAGCGAUUGGCCUCAAAAGGCCUUCGAAUAACAUUUCUCACCACUACCUCUGCAACUAAAUCUCUCGAAAUCGAUCUUCCUGCGUCGUAUCAAAUCGAUCUUCGAUUCAUCUCCGACGUCCGCACUGAACCGAUUCGGUCGCUGAAGGACGAGCAUGAGAGCUUCGAGGCCGUCGUAUCGAAAUCGUUUGGGGAUUUCAUCGACAGAACACUAAGAAGUUCUGGUUACGAUCCUCCGCGCUUCGUCGUUUUCGAUUCUGUAAUGCCUUGGGCGAUGGAUGUGGCAAGAGUGCGAGGGAUCGAUUCGGCGCCGUUGUUCACUGAGUCUUGUGUCGUCAAUCACAUUCUGAAUCAGGUCUAUGAAGGCUCAUUCAGCAUUCCUCCGGUGGAAAAUGUGGCGGCGGGUAUUUCGAUUCCGCCGUUGCCAGUUCUUCAAACAGAGGAUCUGCCGUAUUUCUCCUACGAGCCAGAACUGGUCCUGAAAUUCAUGACCGAUCAAUUUUCCAGUUUCAAGAACGCGAAAUGGAUUUUCUUCAACACUUUCGAUCAGCUGGAGAUGAAGGUUGUUAAUUGGAUGGCACAAAAAUGGCCGAUCAAGACGAUCGGACCAAGCAUUCCAUCGGCAUAUUUGGACGGUCGGUUGAAGGAUGACAAAACAUACGGUCUAAAUCAUCAAAAUCUCAACCAUGGCAAGAUUUUUCAAUGGUUAUACUCAAAAGAAAUUGCUUCAGUUAUUUACAUCUCAUUUGGAAGCUUAGUUAUCUUACCCGAAGAACAAGUGAAGGAAGUAGCCAAUUUCCUCAAAGACACUAACUUUUCUUUCUUAUGGGUCCUCAGAGAAUCCGAACAAGAAAAACUUCCCAACAACUUCAUGCAACAAACAUCACACAAAGGUUUAGUUGUCAAGUGGUGUUGUCAAUUACAAGUUCUGUCUCACAAGUCCAUAUGUUGCUUCAUCACGCACUGUGGUUGGAACUCGACGAUAGAAGCUCUAAGUUUAGGUGUGCCAAUGAUCGCAGUUCCGCAGUGGAUCGAUCAAACGACGAACGCCAAGUUCGUCGCUGAUGUUUGGAAAGUAGGAGCUCGAGUUAAAAUGAAUGACAAAGGGAUUGCUACCAAGUUAGAGUUAGAAGCCUCCCUUCGACAUGUUUCUCAAGGAUAUAGACAAAAUGAGAUUAAACAAAACUCAAUCAAGUUGAGAAAUUUGGCUAAAGAAGCCAUGGAGGAAGGUGGUAGUUCUGAUAUAAACAUCGAACGAUUCGUCAAGGAGUUCGAUCCAUUUUAAUAAUUG
This is a messenger RNA of Cucurbita maxima (winter squash), 1425 nucleotides long. Its product is annotated as UDP-glycosyltransferase 74E2-like. The transcript is spliced from 2 exons. The record is from RefSeq and is a predicted model, not a curated record. Bases 37 to 1419 code for a protein of 460 amino acids. Gene Ontology annotation, molecular function: UDP-glycosyltransferase activity. Lineage: Eukaryota; Viridiplantae; Streptophyta; Magnoliopsida; Cucurbitales; Cucurbitaceae.